UCUUCAAUCUUUCAUUUAAGCAGCCUGAUUAGUGAUUAUGGCAGCCAGAAUCUCAGAAACUGAUGUAAUCAUCGAUCUUCAAGGAGAGGAAGCACCCCAAUGUGCACAUGGUCCAGCUCUUAUGUUUGUUCGAUACAGUGGUUCUAAUGGGGGCAGGAGAUUCUUUGCUUGUUCAGCAUUCAGGGACAGAAAAGUUUGUGGUUUCUUCAAGUGGUGUGAUGAGAAAACCACAAAGGAAAAGAAAGAAAUGGAAAAAAUGAGACAUAAAUCUGAAGAUUUAAUGUAUACACACAAACAGUAUAGGAAAAGGUUUUUAAGCUUUAAAAAGCUACCUCAGAAGGAGAGAGUUUUGUGCCGGACAUGUGGAUUGUUUUUGCUGCCAGGUGAGGUGAAGGAUCAUACUAAACAUGACAUUCUGAGCAACAUCAGCAAUGCCAUGUUAAAAGUACCAUCAAAGCUUUUCCUUCCCCUCGACAAUAACAAAACUUACGCUCAAUAUUUGUUUUCUGAGAAGACAGUGAAGUUUGUCCUGGAGCAAUUAAAGAGCCUAAAUAAAACACAUGUAAUUUGUUUAGGAGCACCUAGAAUUCAUGAAGCAAUAAUGAAUGAAAAGAAUGAAACACUGACAAGUUUUCUUUUGGAUUUGGAUUCAAGAUAUAUGCAAUUGUAUGGGCCUAAUCACUAUGCUAGGUACAACAUGUUUAACCACUAUUUCUUUGAUGGGGAGAAAUCGGCAGCUUCAUUAACCACGUUUUUGGACAGUUGUUCCCAUGACCAGGUUGCCAUGGUAUUUGAUCCACCAUUUGGUGGGAUGGUGGAGGCUUUGGCAGCUUCUUUAAGGAAAUUGUCAAACCUUUGGAGGAUAACAUCACAAGCCCCCGACGAUGCCUCGCUACAUAUUUUAUGGUUCUUUCCUUACUUUAUGGAGAAGAGGAUAAUUGAUUCAUUUGAAGAUUUCCAAAUGCUAGAUUACAAGGUGGAUUAUGACAACCAUCAGCUGUUCCAGGGUGAUGUGAAGAAGUAUGGUUCCCCAGUUAGGAUAUUUACUAAUGUUCCCCCUCAUAAGAUCCCCCUCCCAGCAGAAGAGGGGUACAGGUUUUGUAAAGUAUGUAAUAGGUAUUCUUCUAAGGAAAAUGUUCACUGUGAUGUCUGUGACAUUUGCCCCUCAAAAGAUGGCAGGACAUACAAACAUUGUUUUCAGUGUGAACGGUGUGUGAAGCCCAACAAAGAACAUUGCAGUGUUUGUAAAUCAUGUCAGUUAAAAGAUCACAACUGUGGGAAACCUAGCCAAGGAUGCCAUAUUUGUGGAGCUUUGGGUCACAAGAGGAGAAAUUGUCCAAAGACAGGAACUCAAUCACCAGCCGAAAGGAAGAAGAAAUGGUCUGAAGAUGGAGCAAGAAAAAAAAUGAAAUAUACAAAAAUUUAAAAUAAAACUU
Saccostrea cuccullata (small rock oyster) is the source of this 1436-nucleotide messenger RNA. RefSeq names its product rRNA N6-adenosine-methyltransferase ZCCHC4-like. Lineage: Eukaryota; Metazoa; Mollusca; Bivalvia; Ostreida; Ostreidae. The record is from RefSeq and is a predicted model, not a curated record. The transcript has 12 exons. The coding region runs from base 38 to 1426 and encodes 462 amino acids. Gene Ontology annotation, molecular function: rRNA (adenine-N6-)-methyltransferase activity; zinc ion binding; nucleic acid binding. Gene Ontology annotation, cellular component: cytoplasm; nucleolus. Gene Ontology annotation, biological process: rRNA methylation.